This is a messenger RNA of Dalotia coriaria, 5944 nucleotides long. RefSeq lists its product as uncharacterized. The record is from RefSeq and is a predicted model, not a curated record. Bases 681 to 4517 code for a protein of 1278 amino acids. Gene Ontology annotation, biological process: positive regulation of hippo signaling. Gene Ontology annotation, molecular function: protein binding. The transcript has 12 exons. Lineage: Eukaryota; Metazoa; Arthropoda; Insecta; Coleoptera; Staphylinidae. Gene Ontology annotation, cellular component: cytoplasmic side of apical plasma membrane; cytoskeleton.
CACGACGCGCAAACUCACGAAUGCAGUCGCUACAUUCGUGAAACAAACGCGAACGUGUUACUGAAGUAUAAUUAAAUUUAAAUUCAAUUUAUUUAUAUUAAUUAUUUCUAUAUAAUGAACAAUUAUCAAGUUUAACACGAUUGCAAAGUUUUAAAAAUACGUGGUGUUAGUGAAUUAAACUAUGCGCAAACAAGUUUAAACCGGGCCUCUUAAUGAAAGACAUAAAGGACACAGAAGACACAACGAGAAAUUAAAAUAAAGCCUGCAAUAAAUUACGAAGACUAAUUAAAUCAUUUACAACAAUAAAAACCACAAAAAUAUUUAAAAAUGUUAAAUGCAAUGUGUCCUUGAGAAUUCUAUCAAAUGUGAAUGCACUUAACAAAUUGUUAUUCAAUAAUUUGUUCGAGUGUGUUUGGGUGUGUGUGUGUUGUGAUGGUGCGCGCGAAUGACGGGCGCCCACCGACGACGCUGUAAUGCGCCUGCUGACGUGGAACUCGCUCAUCAUGUUCGACAUCGUCUUCGUCUUCUUCCUCUUCUUGAUCGGCGUCACGUGCCUCGUGUAUUACCUGCCCGGCAGGCGACACGCCGACGUCGACGACGAGCGUCCGCUCCAAUGCUACGUGACGGUGGCGGCCGCCGGCGGUAUGCAGGCAUCACCAGUUGAUCAUGUCUAACCACAAAUGCCGCGUCCGCGUAAUGCAGCAGUAGGACAGCAGCAGGUCGAGCCGCCGGGGCGGCAGGGGUUGCCGGAAUUGCCGUCGCUCGGCAAUCUGCUGACGGCGCGCCCCGCAGGUCUCAACGAACCCGAAUGCUGGGCAGUGUUGUGUCAAGCUGUGCAAGCACUGCAGGAUCUUUUUCUUUCUGACGGUGCUUCCAGCGGAUCAUGCAUUCCAUUGGUAACACCAACGAGCGUGCUACUGUCCGGCCGGGGGCGGGUGCGUUUCGAACCACAUCCGCAGCGCACGCAGACCGCUACCGGCCCGCCACCCCACUUGACCGGAUAUUUGGCACCGGAGUAUCGACCCGGAAGACGCGCUACCGACACGGAAGCCGAGAAGAUGUGGAUCUACGGCCUAGGCGAGACGCUGAAGAGGGCGACGUUAACGAGUCACGCCGCCGCCGCCCGCCUCAGCUCGGAGCUUUGCCAGGUGCUGGCGGACAUGACGCGACCACAGACGGCUGGUCGUGCAUCACUCAUGCAUCUACUCGACGUUAUUUCUGACUACUGUAAACGAAGAGAACAAAGUAGACCCUUCUCACACAUUUGUAUGGACUUGCAUCAAGAGGCCAUGGCUGCACUAGAAAUGGUCCUGGAUACUCCAUGGGGACCUCCGGCGAUGCCGGAAUUACGUUCUCUUACACGUAACAGUUCUGACCUAACGUCCACCAACACCACACAUCAGGUGCAUUCUAUCCCACGUCGUUGGAAAAAUCUUCGAUCACCCAACAAACAGCGUCUUACUCGCGAAGCCAGCACUAGCAUGGAAGAUCUUGGAAUGUCCGCUUCAGGUCCCAUCUCACUCUCACCGCCUGCAUCAAUGCAUAAUAACUUGGGAAUUACUUCAAAUAUGGGUUUUCAUUUACCAGGGAAAGCAAUGCGACCUAAGUCAAUGUGUAUACCAGAAGGCAUUCAACUGGAAAAUUUUGAAUCCUUACCAGCUAGUUUUACACAGUCUGAGUUUAAUUUGCACAGAUUGCCCGGUGGUAAUGCAAUAUCUGGUGAAAAAGGGUUUCGCCCAAUGACUUCUGGUGGUACUACAGGUAUCCAACGAUAUGGCAGUGACAAUAACAAAAAUGGAAGGCCUAACAGAGCAAGAAGAAAUCCUGUGCAUCGGGCUGCUUCGCGAUUGUACCGAGCCGGAAGUGACUCUUCACCAAAUUCCCCACAGAGUCCCAUUUUAACGAAUCUCCGUGAAUGUGUAGGACCUGAGUUUGUUGUACGAGCAUCUCUGCCAAGCAAAAUGUUUACAUUGCCUGAUAUUAAAGGUAGUGUGCGGAAAACAGUCACUGUGAUUUUGUUAAACGGGCAGAAACUAGACAUUCUUUGUAAUCCACAGACAACUACAGCUGGACAACUCUUUGAGUUGGUUAUUCAAAAGGAGCACAUAGAGGAAAAUUUCAUGCUCGGGUUGUCAGCUCUCAUUGCCGGUGAUUUUGUUUUUCUGCCUUCGGACACACGCGUUUGCAAAGCAAUGCAAGGCAACGCGGCCGGAAGCAGUCUGACGCUGUUCAUGCGCGUACGAUUCUUCCUGCCCAGCCUGCGGGGCAUACGUGGCACACAAGCAAAGCACUUGAUGUAUCUCCAGCUGCGCCGUUCCAUUCUCGAGCAUCAGCUGCCCUGCUCGUUCACACAACUUGUUGAUCUAGACGGAUUAGCCCUGCAAGCUGAGUUUGGGGAUUAUAACGAACGAGAGCACGGUGGCCAGGAUUAUUUUCUCUUGGAGCACUACGUACCGGAAACAAUGUCUGCCGUGGUCGAUGAUCGUAAUCAUCUAAAACGAGAGCUGAUCCGUUCACACAAGUUCAAAAUGGGUUUGGAUUGUGAUAAAGCCGAGGAGGAUUUCAUCAUUGCAGCGCAGAAUCUUCCUCAUUACGGCGGCCAUUUUUACACAGCAUCCUGGGUGCUUAAGGACCAUACACACAAGGACGUCUGGCUGUACAUCAGUGCGCAAGGUAUCAAUUUGUACGAGCGCGCCAGCACUACCAACCAAUGUGGACCGAUGCUUUAUGAAAGGUUCGAGUGGAAAACCAUCCAGACUCUUUGCUAUAGCAAGCAAUAUUUAUGCAUAUUGCCCCACUCUAUAAAGAUGCACACCUCUAAACUCAAAAAAUACAAAUUAAAGAUGGACCAUAAAAAGAGUUAUUUCACAUUCCGACUGGCGUCCCUCCACCAUCAAUUUUUCCUUCGGCUACGCACGGAAUUCACCUCGCUGACGUCGCUUUCGGCGCAGUUCGGCAUCCCGCUGAAAGACAUGAAAAAUGAGACGAACUCACUGUACAAGCUGGAAGCACUCACGAAUCGAUACCGGCAGUUAGACGCGGCGAGUGUGAAUGCUGAGACGGAAUUUCGCAUAGAGUUCAGGGCCUCGUCAGCGUCCAGCCACGAAAUUCCCAGUGACAACAAGUGGAGACGAUGUAGGAGCGUGGCGGAUUUUGGGACCGUUGACCAGGGGGACGAUGCCGACGGAUUGGACAAUCUAGAAGCAUUCCAGAAUAAAGAAAACGAACAGCCCGGAAAGCAACAUCGUGGUUUAAUCUUGGAUAGUAGUUGUUUGUCUGGAAUGUCAGGGUUGUCAGGCAUAAAUUUCGGGGAUAAAAGGAGAGGUGUCAAAAUGGGCACCAGGGCAUUCAGUAAUGUUUUACCAGUAGGGCAGCGGGUUUCAAGGUCGAUGGAAGCUGUCAAUGUUUUGGGAACAGAUGAAUUAGAACGAUUGUCUCUACAGUCUGUGUCAAUACCUUGCAGUGAAGCUUCUAUGUCUUCGCCAACUCAGGAGUCUAAACCGGAAGCUUAUGUUUUAGAUUGUUCAGCAUCAUCUAAAACCAACGAACACCAAUUUCUCCCCAAUUUUCAAGAAUCCCUGAGUGAAACCCUACAAGAGAAACUAAACAAUUUCUCAUUUGUUGAUGAACGUGUUCUGAAAUCUGUUCAGAUCAAAAAAGAUAUUCGGGGAUCUCUCGGCAUGCAAAUCACUGAAGGUUCAGAUGGAAAGGUCUACGUGCAAUCUGUCAUUCUCGGUGGGCCGGCGCAUUUGGCCGGAAACAUCAACGCCGGCGAUCAGAUCGUCGCGGUUGACGGCAAGUCCCUCCUCAGUUUGUCCUACACCUCUGCUCUCUCCCUUCUCAAAACAACGGGCAGUUCUGUCGAGUUCAUCCUUUCACAGGUGAGCACUCAUCAACCCCCAGUGACCGGAUCCGCCAAACCAACAAGAAAAAUUGAAUCCAAAUGCAAGAUGGAUCUGUCAGACAUCAACGAGAGUCAUCUAAAGUCGAUGAGGCUAGAGCGCACUAUGAAUAAACUGAAACGGAUCUCACUACAGCAGUCUGAAAAUGUUGAGAAACAUUUGACCGAGAGUUGUUACGACAUAUCGAAUUUACAUAAGUAUUCGAAUACGAAUUUGAACACCCAUUCCGGGCCAAAUUCCCACGUGCCAUAUCACAAACAUAUUAGGUAUGAAAUAGAAGCGGAGAUACAGAGUCCGCUAUCACCAAAGCCAUUCCAAAAUCUACACCAGUUUCAAGCCACACCACUGAACAAAGCCAGGUCAAAGUCCUGCAUGGAGAUUAACAAUAGAGCGGUUAUAGUCGACGCAAUACCGAAACCAAAUAUAUUUGAAGUAUUGGAAAGCGACAUGCCGCCCGCGAUUGCGUUACCCAGAAGUUUAGGGCUUAGCAGAAAAUGGCGUGGACCAGUGAAAUAUCCUGUAACACCAGUUAAAAAAGAUUUAGUUUUAGAGGAUAACAUUGAGAAUACUUUGAGUAAUUUUAGUAACUCUGACGACGAACAAGUUUUCAUAUAGACAUUUUUGGCAUAUGACGUUUUUGACAAAUAUUAGUUCAAUAGUUGUAGACAGCUUUAUAGAUUUAUUUACUAUACAAGAUUUUACUACGUUAUGUCGGAUGAAUGUGGGACAAAGCCGAAACUUGGCUGGAAGAGAUAUUUCACCCUGAGCAAACACCAAAAGGAUCAACUCAGGCUGUUCAUGCCCUCGAUCGUGUGUUUUUCGGUAGCUACGAUUUUGUAUACAGUGUACAUCUGCGAAUGGAAGGAAGUAUUGCAGUACAUGCCCUAUUACAAUUUGAAAUGGAAGACUGUUGAAAAGACAGAUGAAGAAGAAGCGAAGAAAGAUAGAAAAUGUAAAUAGUGUACAAAGUGAGGCUCACAAAAUUUCGGAAAAAUUCUUACUGGUGAUUUAAUAGGUUAGUAUUUAAGUUACACAAAGUGGGGCAGAAUUUUCAGAAAUUUUGAAAAAAUAUUGUUAGUAAGAUAGGAGGACUUUGUAACAAAUAAUUUUUAUUUUGCGCUGCCCCAUUUUAGUAUUUAUUUGAGAUCAGUUAUGAUACUUAAGUCAAAUAUUUGCAGAAACUUAGAAGUACUUGAAAACCAACGGAAAAUUACAUGAAAAUUAUGGAAAUAACGAAACGUAUACAUGGUAAACAAUUUUGUGAAUUUCUGAACAUUUAGAGAAAGUUUUUAAACACAUUUUUGACCAAACAUUUGACGAACUUGAAUUUCGAACGUGAAUGAGUUUAAUUAGUGCUUCCGUAGUUUAAAUGUCAAAGUGCCAAUGUUUGACGUACAGUAACUAAAUGUAAACACACAAAAUGUAUUGUACAUUAAAUUUAUCUGAACAUCAUGAACAUGAACAACAAACUGACAUUUCUGUAAGAAUUACAACUUAGAUAACUACUUGGUGCAAAUGAGAGAGUAACCUGAGAAAUUAUUCAAAAUGGCAUAAACAUGAUAAUAAUUACGAUAGCGAUAACGAUAAUUGUUAAUAACUAAUGGGAAAUUUGUGGAACUUAUACGACGAUAAUAAUAAAGUAGGCGUUUAACAUAACGAGGACAUUAAUCGCGAAUUCUAGGCAAACCGAAGGACCUAAGAUGAGGAUAAUAAUUUGGCAUUAAGUUUGGCGCAUGGGGCGGCACUUUAAGGACCUUUGGAGGACUUUGGGGAGCGCCGUCAAGCGGAAAGGACCUAAGGGAACAAUGGACUUUGAAUCUACGAACGGUACACUAACAUACACAUAUAUUCAAAACUGGUUUGCGUCUGGGAAAUGUUUUGCAUUUCGUAAGCUGCACUUCAAUAAUAUCAACGCAAUAUUUAAUUCCUUUUUUUAAUUAAAAUUUUCCGGUUAUUUAUGUACACAAAAUUUAAUUUUGUUUAUUUCAUAUAUAUUUGUUUUUGGAUAUUAAUUAUUCAAAUAAAUUAAAAUUAUUAAUUCA